GACAUUGAUGAACACUUGAGGAUUUUCUAUUCGUAAGCUUUUCUAGUGUGGGUGCGGAAUGCGUGUUUAUAUUUAUAAUGAACCCAAAUAAAAUUAUGUCACUGUUGAUUUUAACAUAGAAAACACUGAGCGUUGUUUCAAUAUCGCUAUGUUGAACUUGCACAAAAUUUGGUUAUUAUCAUGUCUCUGUGUUAUUGUUAUGAUUAUUUUAUAUUUUCAAACAGAAAUUGCUCGUUUGGAGCAAAAUUAUCGCAAACUGGAAUAUAAGUUGACACAAAGUCAAUCAAAUUCUCGUCAGUUUUUCCCGAAAACAUUAGAAAAGGAUAGUGAUGACUUGGUGGUCAUAUACAACCGCGUACCUAAGACAGGAUCCACUAGUUUCGUUGGUGUGGCCUAUGAUUUGUGCAAGAAGAACCAUUUCAAAGUGCUACACAUUAACAUCACAGCAAACAUGCAUGUAAUGUCUUUAAGCAAUCAGUAUAAGUUCGCUCAGAAUGUGACAAUGUGGCAGGAAGUGAAACCAGCACUUUAUCAUGGUCAUAUGGCAUUUUUAAACUUUGAAAGAUUAGGCACAUCAACAAAACCAGUAUUUAUUAAUUUAAUAAGAAAGCCAUUAGAUAGACUGGUGUCUUACUAUUAUUUCCUUAGAAAUGGAGAUAAUUUUAGACCCCACUUGGUACGGAAGAAACACGGAGACAAAAUGACUUUUGAUGAAUGCGUGGAAAAAAAUCAAGCAGACUGUGACCCUAACACCAUGUGGCUACAAGUUCCCUUCUUCUGUGGUCACUCAGCGCAAUGUUGGAAACCUGGCAGUCAAUGGGCGUUAGAGCAAGCAAAACACAAUCUAGUAAAUCAUUAUCUACUUGUAGGUGUGACAGAAGAAAUGCUAGAUUUUAUAUCUGUAUUAGAAGCCGUUUUACCUCGCAUAUUCAAAGGCGCCACCGAACAUUAUCUGAAUAGUAAUAAAUCCCAUCUAAGACAGACUAGUUCUAAAAUAGAUCCGACUCAAAGGACCAUAGAUAAAAUUCAAAAAUCGAUCGUAUGGAAAAUGGAAAACGAAUUGUACGAAUUUGCGUUGGAAAAUUUCAAAUUUUUCCAAAGAAAAGUAUUGAUGAAAGAAAAUCUUGGUGUUCCCCAAACUUACUUCUACGAAAAGAUACGACCGAAAUUAUAAUGUUUUUAUUUUAUUAGGAAAUAAAUAAUUCA
Molecule: messenger RNA, 1206 nt
Organism: Papilio machaon (common yellow swallowtail)
Lineage: Eukaryota; Metazoa; Arthropoda; Insecta; Lepidoptera; Papilionidae
Gene: Hs2st
Product: heparin sulfate O-sulfotransferase
Exons: 5
Coding region: 149-1174 (341 amino acids)
Cellular component (GO): membrane
Molecular function (GO): heparan sulfate 2-sulfotransferase activity
Source: RefSeq, a predicted model, not a curated record